Molecule: messenger RNA, 1472 nt
Organism: Soboliphyme baturini
Lineage: Eukaryota; Metazoa; Nematoda; Enoplea; Dioctophymatida; Soboliphymatidae
Source: the annotation of a GenBank genome assembly
CAUAUUUUCAAGUUUUUCACUAUUUUGGUGUCUGUUUUUCGCUAAUUGAAAAUUUCCUAUUCGUUCAGGUCUCUCGUUUGGUCAUUUUACAUGAAGAAGCGGAAGAUGGGAACGCAAUGCCAGAUCUUACACGGCCCGUCGAGGCAGUGUCUAGGGCAGUGGACAACCUCGUUCAGGUGGGCUACGACACGUGUCAUUCGUCGGACGAUGAAAUACUUAAGCAAGACAUGCCUUCGGCCCUGCAAAGGGUUGAGACCAGCUCCCGACUAUUGGAGGAGGCCUGUACGGUGCUGAAAGGCGAUCCAUACUCUAGUCUUGGUCGGAAGAAGCUGAUCGAAGGAGCGAGAGGAAUCCUGCAAGGAACCUCUGCGUUGCUGUUGUGUUUCGACGAGAGCGAAGUUAGGAAGAUCGUCCGCGGCUGCAAGAAAAUUUUGGACUACCUCGCCGUCGCCGAGGUUAUCGAGUCAAUGGAUGAUCUUGUACAGUUUGUUAAGGACAUUAGCCCUUGGUUAACGAAAAUGUCGCGGGACACAGAGGCGCGCGAGAAAGAACUGACUCAUCAGGUCCACCGGGAAAUUCUCAUCCGCUGCAUCGAUUCCGUUAAAACGUUAGCGCCCAUUUUGAUAUGCAAAUCUAUUCUUUCAGGUGGCAAAGGAAUCUCAGAAGCUGCCGAAAAUCGAAACUAUCUUGCGAUGAGAAUGACCGAUGAGGUGAACGAGGUGAUCCGAGUUUUGCAGCUGACGACCUACGACGAAGACGAAUGGGACGAAGACAAUGUAACCGUAAUGAAGAAGGCGCUGAAUGCGAUCGACAGUAUACUACAAACGGCGUUAGAUUGGUUGGCCGAUCCGAAAGCUGUCCAAGGUGGAAUUGGCGAGAAAUCUCUACGGCGUUUGUGCGAAUAUGCCGGAAGGAUCGGCGACCGUGCCUUACCUGACGAUGCGGCAAUGAUUCGCAGAGCUGUUUCUAAUAUUUCUUCAAUGACCGAUUCGCUGUGCGAACUGAGGCAGAAUAAGCAGGUAACACAAGGUUUGGCCAGCGGAAUCGCUCAGGAGCUGAAGGAGCUAGUUGGCGGCCGCGAUUACCCGGCUCACACGUUGAUCGGCAGAGUGGAGCAGGCGAUGAAGUGGCUCGAGAGCCCGACGGUGGACGACAAGGGAUUAGGCUUCAACGCAGUGAAGUUGAUCACUGAGGAGGGACGCCGGGUAUCCGACCUGUGCUCUGGGCCGGAGAAGAACGCCGUUCGACAGCUGUGCGAUGACAUCGACCGCCUGGCGUACCAGCUGAACGACCUUCAACGCAAAGGAAUGGUAAGAACGGCGAUUGCUAUCGUUUGUUUUCACCACUGGGUAUAUACGAUUUUCUCAGAGUUCGAAACCGACCUCUUGCUACUGCGUCACAGCGUCCCGUUUGAUCAGUCGAGAUAUCGGUAUAUAGUUAAAGAUUACAAUUCCUUUACCUCCAGGACGUAG